GUUUACGUCCAGAAUUGUGGCGACAUCUAUUGAAUGUUUAUGGGGGAAAACGAGAAGGUAACAACAUAUUUUUUCGAAAUACAAUUGACACUAUAAAGCAGCGUCAAUUAACCGUCACAUCCAUAAGAGCGCUUCGUUGACGAUAUCAACAGAGAUUAAGCGAGUCCGUGAGGAUGGGAGGAGCCGUGAGUGCGGGGGAGGAUAACGAUGAGUUGAUUGACAACCUGAAGGAGGCUCAGUACAUCCGCUCGGACCUGGUGGAGCAGGCCUUUAGGGCCAUAGACAGGGCCGACUACUAUCUGGAAGAGUUCAGAGACAGUGCCUACAAGGACCUGGCCUGGAGGCACGGCAACAUCCACCUCUCAGCACCCUGCAUCUACUCCGAGGUGAUGGAGGCCUUGGAUCUCCAGCCUGGCCUGUCCUUCCUCAAUCUGGGCAGUGGUACGGGCUACCUCAGCACUAUGGUGGGACUCAUACUGGGUCCAUUUGGAGUGAACCAUGGGGUGGAGCUGCACCAAGAUGUCAUUGAGUAUGCAUACCAGAAACUGGAGUUUUUCAUCAAGACCAGCGACAGCUUCGACAGGUUUGAGUUCUGUGAGCCCUGCUUCGUGAUGGGGAACUGUCUGGAGAUAGCCCCAGAGAGUGGUCAGUAUGACAGGGUGUAUUGUGGAGCUGGGGUGCAGCAGGAGCAGGAAGACUACAUGAAGAACCUGCUCAAAGUGGAGGGAAUCCUAGUGCUGCCAUUGGAGGAGAAGUUGACCAAGAUCACUCGAACAGGCUACAACAGCUGGGAGACCAAAAACAUCAUUGCUGUGUCCUUUGCCCCACUGGUGUUGCCCAAACACAGAGAUAACAGUAAACCCAAAGCAGUGCCUUUACCGACCAUGUUUGAGGUGCGGACUCUGCAGGACUUGGCUCGCAUCUCUAUCCGUCUGACGUUAAAGAAGACAGUGGCGGGGCCAGGGCCGUUGCCCAGGAGGAGGUUGGCCCACAACGGGGAGCAGCUCCGGCGGGCCCAACACUGUGGCUCCACCCUGCUUUCCAACCGCUACGUAUUCAUGAGCCGCCUCAUCCCUGGGCCGAUGGACGACAACAACCGCUCAGACACAGAAGAGGAGGAAGAAGAGGGGAACUGCAGGAUUCUAGGAGAACCUGAGGAAGAGGAGGAGCAGGAGGAAGAGGGGGAGGAGAGUAGGGAGGGCGGUGCCCUUCUACAUGAGGCUCCAGUGAACCUGCUAAGAGAAAGGAUCCUGGGCCUGCCGCUCCCUGAGCCUCUGAAGAUGUACAUGCUCCACUACAGAGAGAAGUAGAGAGGGACAGGAGACAAGAAGCUGUGCUCCCAUUCUCUAACUUGUUACCAUCCCUAUGCUCUUGACUCCCCUUUAUGUAUACAAAAGUAAUUAAUGUGUAAGGAAUAGGCUGAUAACUCCACGGGAAUGGCUAAAAUGAGUUCCCAUCCGAAUUCAAAAUGUAAGCCCUAGAAACUUCAUGUUGAAGUGAAUAACUAGAAGAAUUGGAUAAGUAGAAGCAAUAUGGUAAUAGCUCCAUCUCCCCCUUUCCCGAUAGCCUAGGUACGCCUAUCUAAUCUACAGAGGUGCUUAAGGGGUAGAGGUCGAGGUUGGAAAAACAAGGAUUUAGGGUUUGGGAGCUUCCUUAGGGUCACCCCUACCCCCAGAAGCCCUCACCACCACCAGCAGCCCCCUAGGACUAUUCCAAUAACCCCUCUGAACACUAGACUCAUCUCACUCAAUGCCCCACCCAUGAACUUUAUCUCCCCCUCUUUUGGGGUAUCUUGUCUCGUGCCUGACACUGGCACCCAGUCUCGAAGACCUUCUUUCCACCCUCUUUGAAUUUUGUAAAUGUGAUUUUUCUGAGAAUGAUGAUUUUGACUGUGACUGAACAAUUCAGGGGAGCUUUUGAGAUCAACUUACAAGAACUGAAAGCCCCAAAUGGUGUGGAAAUAUUUGCUCAUUCUGUGUUCACAUCUGUAAGAUCUUCUCAUAUCUUACUGUGCUCUGCAUUGAAUAUACUUGUUGAGAGCAGGGGUGACAAAUAAAAGUAAUUUAACUGAAGAGACCAUUUCUGUUAAGGCAAAUGUCAAGAGGGCUACAGGCACGAAACAAGUAUAUUAACACAUUUUUACACAGUAUAGCAAAGAAAUUACCACAUUGACAAACAGCAUUACCCGAAUUCACUCUCGUUUUGUGAAUUCUUAUUUCUUCAACAUCAAAUAAUGGGAGACUGCAAAUGCCUUUGGACCGUAAGAACACCUUUGGAUUAGGGGUAGAAAGUGAGUGUGGGAAAGCUAUUUACUAUUAGGUUCUCAAAGCAGAUCUGUAAUUAAAGUAGUAAAUAAUGUACAGUGAGGUCCAAAGGUAUUUGGACAGUGAUACAUUAUUUUGUCUCUGUACUCCAGCACUUUGGAUUAAAAUUUUUACACUAUAUAUACAAAAGUAUGUGGACACCCCUUCAAAUUAGUGGAUUUGGGUAUUUCAGCCACACCCGUUGCUGACAGGUGUAGAAAAGCUCUCAGAACGGGCCCGCCGAGUACUGAAACAAGUAGCGUAUAAAAAUCGUCUCCUCGGUUACAACACUCAGUACCGAGUUCCAAACUACCUCAGGAAACAACGUCAGCACAAUAACUGUUCGUCGGGAGCUUCAUGA
Molecule: messenger RNA, 2664 nt
Organism: Salvelinus namaycush (lake trout)
Lineage: Eukaryota; Metazoa; Chordata; Actinopteri; Salmoniformes; Salmonidae
Product: protein-L-isoaspartate O-methyltransferase domain-containing protein 2-like
Exons: 7
Coding region: 174-1310 (378 amino acids)
Biological process (GO): protein modification process
Cellular component (GO): cytoplasm
Molecular function (GO): protein-L-isoaspartate (D-aspartate) O-methyltransferase activity
Source: RefSeq, a predicted model, not a curated record